AACCAAAAAGUAGAAGUAUUAGUAGCCUUAAUUUUAGUCAAUUGUCUUGCCUCAGCCGUCGCCUCAUCGCUGGCCAAGUCUCCCGACAAUUUCCUGCUGGACGAAGAGCCCUCCUCGCCCCUGCCGAGCAGUUAUUUUCGAAGUCCGCAUCGUAUCGAUGGCUACUAUACGCCUCCAGUGGCCAGUGGCAGUGUUGCGGAUCUGCAACGCCAACAGCUAUUGCAACGCAGCCAAAACUUUAAAAUCAGCCCCAAGCCCUGCUCCUUUGGCCGCAUCGAGGGCACCUGCAUGUUUGUGUGGGAGUGCAUCAAAUCUGAGGGCCGGCACGUGGGCAUGUGUGUGGACUCGUUCAUGUUUGGAUCGUGUUGCACGCACAACUACACGGACAAUAUCGUGCUGCCACAGACCAUGUUCGCAUACACGAGACCCACAAGGCCGUUGAAUUUACGGCCACCUCCACAGCCGUAUAAGCCAGCCAUAAGCGGCAUGACCACCAUUGAGCGGCCACAUGGUGCAGGAACUCUGGUAAUACGUCCAUCGGGUCCGCAUCAUCAGGGAUCGUUGUCGCGUCCUCAGCACACCAAGCCCACAUCGAGCAGUUCCACCGCGCACUGGACUUCGACUUCAGCGGCUAAUACUAUGGUAGCGGGUGAUCUGCAAAGCGCGGCCAGCAUGCCCACUGCGUCCUCGAAUAGCAUUUGGCAUACGUCAACGCAGCAGCAGCUGCAACAACAACAGCAGCAUCACUGGCACAUGCCAACAGAGCCGAGCUUUAUAACCAAGCCUCGACCCACCGGUUGGAAUAGGCCUGGCGUCGUCAACUUGCCAGCGCGGCCCUCCAAGCCUGCGAAGCCCACAAAGAAGCCGAUCUUGUACGAGCGGCCCAGCGCGGCGGCAUCGACGCAGACGUCAGUUCUGUUGACGCAGACGAAGCCCACCAAGCCACAGCUGUCGCCGGCGACAUCAUUAGCCACAUCUACGAAACCCACAAGCACAAGAAGGCCCACGACCACGACCACAAUCGCAAAGCCAAGCACGGCGGCAGCGGCGGCCGCGGUAGCCACGGCAGCCAUCGAGACGAAUGAAAUAACGGACUCCACACAUGUUGUGCUGGACGCUCCGCUGGGCAACGCUAGCGUCAAGACCAUAUCGGCUGCGCGCAGCGAAUGCGGCAUGCCGAUGCUGGCACGCCCUGAGACGCGCAUUGUGGGCGGCAAGAGUGCGGCCUUCGGUCGUUGGCCCUGGCAAGUGUCUGUGCGACGCACAUCGUUCUUCGGCUUCUCCAGCACACAUCGUUGCGGUGGCGCUUUGAUAAAUGAAAACUGGAUAGCGACGGCAGGGCACUGUGUGGACGACCUACUCAUCUCUCAGAUACGCAUACGUGUGGGUGAAUACGAUUUUUCGCAUGUUCAGGAGCAGUUGCCCUACAUCGAACGCAGUGUGGCCAAGAAGGUGGUGCAUCCUAAGUACAACUUCUUCACCUAUGAAUACGAUUUGGCCCUGGUUAAGCUGGAGCAGCCCUUGGAGUUUGCGCCGCACGUUAGUCCGAUCUGCUUGCCCGAAACUGACAGUCUCCUCAUUGGCAUGAAUGCCACGGUUACCGGCUGGGGACGCUUAAGCGAGGGUGGUACACUGCCGUCAGUACUGCAGGAGGUAUCAGUGCCUAUCGUCAGCAAUGACAACUGCAAGUCAAUGUUUCUGCGCGCUGGCCGCCAGGAAUUCAUUCCCGACAUAUUUCUCUGUGCUGGCUUUGAAACUGGUGGCCACGAUUCCUGUCAGGGCGACUCAGGCGGUCCCCUGCAGGCAAAGUCCUCAGAUGGUCGCUUCUUUUUAGCUGGGAUUAUUUCCUGGGGAAUUGGUUGUGCCGAGGCGAACUUGCCCGGCGUUUGUACGCGCAUAUCGAAAUUCGUUCCCUGGAUUUUGGAGCAUGUCAGAUGAUGGAUGGAUAGUUGGAUGGGAUGCUCAACUCAACACUUGUUAUUGUUUUAACUGUUAGCUGUAUUUGUAACAAUAAGUUUAUGUGAUUUAUAUUAUAAAAGUGCAUCAGCAGAA
Scaptodrosophila lebanonensis is the source of this 2052-nucleotide messenger RNA. RefSeq names its product serine proteinase stubble (gene Sb). Gene Ontology annotation, biological process: proteolysis. Gene Ontology annotation, molecular function: serine-type endopeptidase activity. The transcript has 9 exons. Lineage: Eukaryota; Metazoa; Arthropoda; Insecta; Diptera; Drosophilidae. The record is from RefSeq and is a predicted model, not a curated record. The annotation marks the transcript as partial.